CUACGUAAUUAUCUACAUUAGUAUGAAUGUACUUACUUAGGUACCUCUCUGUGCCUUACUUAACCACACUUUCCAAUUGGACCCGGCUUGUCGGUUGAUUCUUGCAACCUUUUGCGAGAAACGAGUCUCCGAGAAGAAUCGACAUCUAACCCGCCCGCAAUUCCACCUGCUACCUGUCUCCUCACCUCUGCCAUGUUGUCCCGACAGGCCCUCCGAUCUCUGCGAGCCGUAGCUCCUCAGAGGACAUUUGCCCAGUCCUCUGUGCGCUCCUACGCCGCUGCCGCUGCCACUCAAGAUGUCAAGCCCCCCGUCGCCGUCUACGGUCUCGAUGGCACCUAUGCCACCGCUCUGUACACGGCCGCCGUUAAGACCUCGUCCCUAGACCCAACAGCAAGGGCCUUGAACGCCCUCAGCGACCUAUACACCAAGGAUGCUAAGCUUGCUACUGUCCUAGCCACACCGACGCUGAGCGAAGGCGACAAGAGCGCCAUCGUCGCCGAGCUCCAGAAGAGCAUCGGUGGUGCCGCCAACGACACUGUCAAGAACUUCCUCGCCGCCCUUGCCGAGAACAACCGUCUUGCUCUAUUGAAAGAUGUCUGUGAUAAGUUCGGCGAGCUGAUCAGCGCUUCCCGCGGCGAGGUCGAGAUGGUUGUCACAUCCACUCAGCCUUUGGACAACCGGACUCUUAGCCGUCUCGAGACUGCCGUCACCAAAUCCCAGUACGUCGGCCAAGGCAAGAAGUUGAAGGUCACAAAUGAAGUCAACCCCGAUAUCCUUGGUGGCCUCGUCGUUGAGAUCGGUGACCGCACAAUCGACCUGUCCGUGUCAUCCAAGAUCGCCAAGAUGAACAAGCUCCUCACCGACACUUUGUAAUAAUACCACCUAUCCAUCAUUUCCUCUUAGGUUUCGAGUCAGGCGAGGCAAGGGGGUAGAAGCUGCGGAAUACGUUGCGAACGGAAAUUCAUUCCCAAAUUCGGCAACUCCUCCUUUGCGCGAGGAGGAAGAACCGUUGUGUGUAUAGGAGCGUUUAAAUAGAGGUUGCAUUCGUCUCCAAAUCUAGCAGCAUCGUUUCCUUUGUGAAAUACAAUUACUGUACACUGAA
Messenger RNA from Xylaria bambusicola, 1102 nucleotides. RefSeq names its product ATP synthase delta subunit-domain-containing protein. Gene Ontology annotation, molecular function: proton-transporting ATP synthase activity, rotational mechanism. Gene Ontology annotation, cellular component: membrane. The coding region runs from base 193 to 873 and encodes 226 amino acids. Gene Ontology annotation, biological process: proton motive force-driven mitochondrial ATP synthesis. The record is from RefSeq and is a predicted model, not a curated record. The transcript has 4 exons. NCBI's taxonomy places the organism in Eukaryota, Fungi, Ascomycota, Sordariomycetes, Xylariales, Xylariaceae.